AUGACGUCUUCAGAGCUCACAUGUGAAAGCAGACCUGGUGGUGCAUAUGCACGAGAAUGCACUGUCAAAUUUGUGGUAUGCAUUUCUGGCUUAGCAACCUAUUACCGUUGCCUAUCACCUCUUCUGUAUGAUAUAGAAUCACAGAUGUGCUGUGACAAGGAACUCGUCAGUACUUGGUACAAUACGUUGAUAACGGAAUUGGGAGGUACCUCAAUGAAUUCCUCAUGUGAGUCAUGUUUUGCAGACUUCUAG
Loa loa (African eye worm) is the source of this 252-nucleotide messenger RNA. RefSeq lists its product as hypothetical. Gene Ontology annotation, cellular component: extracellular region. NCBI's taxonomy places the organism in Eukaryota, Metazoa, Nematoda, Chromadorea, Rhabditida, Onchocercidae. The record is from RefSeq and is a predicted model, not a curated record. Gene Ontology annotation, molecular function: chitin binding. Bases 1 to 252 code for a protein of 83 amino acids. The transcript has 2 exons.